Messenger RNA from Coturnix japonica (Japanese quail), 5562 nucleotides. It is a transcript of the gene RIMS3, whose product is annotated as regulating synaptic membrane exocytosis 3. Lineage: Eukaryota; Metazoa; Chordata; Aves; Galliformes; Phasianidae. Gene Ontology annotation, molecular function: transmembrane transporter binding; small GTPase binding. Gene Ontology annotation, cellular component: cytoskeleton of presynaptic active zone; presynaptic membrane. The record is from RefSeq and is a predicted model, not a curated record. Gene Ontology annotation, biological process: regulation of synaptic vesicle exocytosis; regulation of membrane potential; regulation of synaptic plasticity.
UCUGCAGACACAGAGAUGUCCAUGUCAGCCUGCUUGAAACAGAGGAGCCAAGAAAAACCCCCACCAACCAACCAACCAACCAAGCAACCAACUAAACCCCACAGCAGCUUUUUUUCCACUUGCUGGUUCCUGUGUGAUUCCUUGUGGUGCUUUGUUGAUUUCACACUUGCUGACAUCUGCUACCUGCUCAACCGGGGCCUCCUGUGCCAGCAAUGAGACCCAGGGGGGCUGUUCUGCACACAGACUGCAGCCUCCAGCCGGCUUCUAUAGGGCUGGGUUUGUUUGGCACUUAAGGAAAUGGGUUGCUACAGCAGAGGUUGCACUCCUGGCCUUCCUCCCAUCAGUCAGCCCUCUCCCAUCCCACCUGGCUCCCAUUACAGCAUCCCUCUGCACUGAUCCCAAACCAGCAGUUGCUUUGGGACGAGCAUCCCCAAGCAAAGAAAUGAGUAAAGAAGAAAAAAUCUGGAUGUAAAUAAUGGAUUGAGAUCCACCUGAACACAGAGACGUUGCCUUGUAGAGCUGGGAGAAUAAAAAGAAGCCGUUUGGGGUCAGAUGUGGGGGCUCUGUGGUCCAGCAGGGCACCUCCUUUGGGUGCUGAGAGCCCCUGAGCCUGCUGCCCACAGCCCCUGCAACACCAUAAAGCUCAGCCCCACUAAUCUUCUUAAGCCUCCCUUAUGAGAGUAAUCACAUUAAACAACUCCUUCCUCCGACACGGCACCAAAACGCAAAGGAGAAGGUGGUGGGAAGCCGACAAAGCUGAGCUGCUCGGUGAGUUAAGGAGCAGCUUUCCACCAUCAAAGCGUUGUGUUUCCAGCACCUCUUCCCCAUAAACAACAUGCGACCAGAUCUGCGCCAUCCCCACAAAGCUGCAGACCCGCUUUGAUGCGAUUCCCUUUCCCAAAGAGAUAUUUCCAGCCAGUUUUUUUCUAAAUAUUACUCAUAAAGGCCCCCUCCAGACAACCUCUCUCCCUCCCCGACUUUGUUUAUAUGCUUUGAAUUCUGUUAGGAAACCGGCUCCCUACUUCAGCUCUGUUUUAUCCAAGUUUCCAUAUUUAGUUCUUUCAGCUAUUCCUGCUCCUUCCCCAGCCUUCCCGUGCCCGGCGCUGGGACCUGCCGUAUCCCAGCCGUGUCCCCACUGCCCCCUUCUUUUGCAGCACCCCGAGGGUAUUUUCACCCCAUUGCUCUCUGCUCCCCAUUGCUACCUGCAAACCCCACAUCGCACCCUGGACACCAAUAGGGUUUUGCCCACCAGCGCCGGGACCCCCACGCACUGCAGUGGGGAGCGGAGGACAACCUGAGCCUGCUGUUACUGGAGGGAGAGACAGAGUUAAAGCAGCUGAAGGAGGGUUUCCUCGUGGCACGUGGCUGCCAUGUCAAAGGGUGCGCAGGGAACGCAGGAGGAAUUCACCAUGAGUGAAAAGAGAAGCUGCUCCGGGGGACGUUAGUGUUUGCCUUUGGGGAGCCAAGCUGAUCCCACCCCGCAGCACCCCACCAUGUUCAACGGGGACGCCGGCCCGUCGGCGGGCAGGAAUGUGGUGCGCAGCUCCAGCAUCAGCGGGGAGAUGUACAGCGUGGAGAAGAGCGUGCGGGGCAGCGCCGACUCCGUCAGCAUCAUGGCCAGCAAGAAGCGGCGCUCCAGCCUGGGAGCCAAGAUGGUGGCCAUCGUGGGGCUGUCCCAGUGGAGCAGGAGCACGCUGCAGCUCAACCAGAGCGAGGGCGGCCCCAAAAAGCUGCGCAGCAACAUCCGCCGCAGCACCGAGACCGGCAUCGCGGUGGAGCUGAGGACCAGGGUGACCCGGCAGGGCAGCCGCGAGUCCACUGAUGGCAGCACCAACAGCAACAGCUCCGACGGCACGUUCAUCUUCCCCACCGCACGGCUGGGAGCUGAGAGUCAGUUCAGUGACUUCCUGGACGGGCUGGGCCCGGGGCAGCUGGUGGGACGGCAGACGUUGGCCACCCCCCCAAUGGGUGAUGUCCACGUGGGCAUGACAGACCGCAGUGGGCAGCUGGAGGUGGAGGUGAUCCAGGCACGGGGCCUCAUCCCGAAGAUGGGCUCCAAAUGCAUCCCCGCCACCUACGUGAAGGUUUACCUGCUGGAGAACGGCGUCUGCCUGGCCAAGAAGAAGACCAAAGCUGUGAAGAAGAGCUGCGACCCCUCCUACCAGCAGGCACUGCUCUUCGAGGAGAGCCCCCAAGGCAAAGUCCUGCAGGUGAUCGUGUGGGGCGACUACGGGCGCAUGGACAGCAAGUGCUUCAUGGGCAUGGCGCAGAUCGUCCUGGAGGAGCUCGACCUCUCCAGCACCGUGGCGGGCUGGUACAAACUCUUCCCCACCUCCUCGCUGGCCGACUCCAGCAUCGGGCCGCUGGCACGUCGCCUCUCCCAGUCCUCGCUGGAGAGCUCCACCAGCCCCUCGUGCCCAUAGCCGGGCAGGGAGAGUCAUCCCGACCCCCAGGACUGUGCGUGGAUGGCUGUAAAUAACCCAUCCUUCUUUUUUUUUGUCCCCCAAUUUCUUUUUAAUUUUAAAGAUCUCCCUCCCAACACGCCCUGCUCCCGGCGCGCUCCCUCCCGGGCUGAGAGCACGGAGAUGCCGUCCCCUUCCCUUCCUUCCAUCUCGCUCCUUGCCCUGAGAGGAACAGGGAGCAAAAAAGAGACUCAGCAGAAGAAAUCCAACUCAGCACUAUUUUUCGUUCCAAGGAAUGUAGCAUCUUCUCUUAUGUAGCUUUGCCACGUGCUAACGACACUCACUGCAAUACCCGACAGGCUCCGGGACGGGGCGGGCUCAACCCGUUGGUUUCCCAUCACCGACCCAGCAGCACCGGUGCCCGUUUUCCUUCCUUUCGGUAACGUUUCACCUGUGACAUUGCCAAAGCGACAGCAGCGCACCACGGUGCCCCCAGCUCCCCUCCAUCUGGAUGGGGAACAUCUCAACAGCGGCUCCUGGAUGCGGAGUGAUGGAGAGGCGCCGAGCAGAGGAGCAGCACUCGGUGGCGCCGAUGGGCGUUUGGGUGUUUGUUUGUUGUCUGUCCCUUGUGUUCCAGUUCUUUGUUUUACAAGCAGCAUUCCGGUGCCCCCCUCCCUUAAAUCCCCUCCCCUUUGGGGAUCAGUUCUUGUAGCAACACCGAGAAUGGCGGAAGCUUUCUUCUUCUUUUUUUUUUUUUUUUGUUCUGUUUUCUGUUUUGUUUCGUUUUGUUUUUGAAGGUGCCUAAAUGAAAUUUGCUGACAAUACUCAGGGGAGACACCACUAAGAACAGCUCUGCUUCCUUCGUGGAAUACACAGAACAUGAGGACUGUCCCGAAGGAUCAGAGUCCGACAGAGAGGAGAAAAACAAAAGGGAAAAAGAAGAUAAAAAGAGAAAAAACCCAACCAUGACACCAAGAGAGGAGGAACGGAGGAUCCCCAGCGCCCCGCGGCUCUGCCUUCCAGCUCCUGGCACACAGCAGGAGGAGCGGAGGGCACAGAAUAGACCCUCGGUUUAAUGUGAUUUGCUUUGGCUCAUUGCAAAGGGCAUUCCUUGCAUGCUGCGAGGAGCAGAGGGUGGCUGGUUGGACCCAGCAUUACACGUGAGGUCACUGCACCUUCCCUCCCCCGGGAAAGCAGAUCCAGGCCCUUCUCCUUCCCAGAUAUUUUCCUCUAGAGAAGAAAUGAGCAUCAAACAGAAGGGGCUCAGUGCUCUGCUCCCUGCCUGGCUCCCACAGCACCCACCUGGGAUACAGAGGAUCUCACUGCAGCCCAGCAAACAGUGGGGACAGGAGCCAGAGUCCCUCAUGAAGCAAUGAGGAUGGAUGUUACCAAACCAGCCUUGGAGUCCUGGUUCACAUCCCAACGAUGGCACAGCUGUUUCAAUGUGAAGUCCUCCUCCUCCUCCUCCACCACGUUGAUGACACAGGGGGUGCCUGGGUUGUGAAGGGGCACCGGUUACAGUCUGGAUCUGGAAGGAAGGUUGGAAUCCCACAGAAAAAGUCCAGCAAAGGGCACGGGGUUGUCCUGCUGUCCAAGGAACCGCCGCACUGUUACAGCCAACCCUGAGCCAGGACUGAGCACAGCAGCAGCCGGAGCCACCCAGGGCAGCAGAUGCCCAGGAUGGGGGUCAGGAUGCAGCUCUGGUGAUUGGAAUACCUCAUUCUUCCCACCCCUUUCCUCCCAUUCCUAUUUUCCCCUCUUUUAAUACCCAGACCUUCAUGCACUCUGCCACAUUCAGGUUAUUUUUUUUGUUGUAAUUGUGCAAUGAAGAGCAAUUCCUGGUGAAUGCAUGUGUGUGUGUGUAUGUAUGUGUGUAUGUGUGUGUGUGUGUGUGCUUCCCUGCUCUGUGCCACCCAGACAGCCAAGGAGCAAAGUGAAGGGUUGGCACAUGGGGCAGCAGCGCCUGCUCUGCUCCCGCACCCCACUGCUGCCCCAUAACCCAACGUGGGGGUGAUGCAGCCCUCAAAGGAGCAGCUGUAGGGAGCUGAGGACGCUCACACUGCGCUGCCUCACUUGCUGAGGCUUCAUGCACUGCACAGGGAUGGCUGCGGAGCUGCAGGAGCUGCCCGGGGUUGGGGGGUGAACCCCACAUUCCCCUCGUGCAAUCCGGGCCCCGUGAAUGUUUGUUCGCACUUUGAAGUUGGUGGCCUUGUUUUCUGCAAAGGGCUCGAUCUUAACGUGCAGUUAAAUCUAAUUCACCUUCCCAUCGCACCGUCCUUCUGCCCACCUCCAAACCCAACCCUUGAGCAGCUCGGCCGGACAAAGCAGCGCCAGGGCUGCAGGAUCUGUCAUUAAUCUCAGCAGUUUAUACCCUUGGUACGACACCAGACCCGACUGGCUGAGGAACAGCCAUAAAGGGAGCAGCGGCUCAUGGCCAAAAUGAAGUUUAUCCUCAAAUACAAGAGAACAGCAGCACUUGGAGCGCAGAGGAAGCAGCGCCUGAGGAGCUCGUGUGUCAAACAAGCUCUGAAUUCAGACUCCCAAACUUCAAGAUGUGAAGGGUUUUACCUUGGGCUCUAUACACACAGCCAAUGCCUUUGGAACUUCAUUAUCCCCCCCACCCCCCGGAGGAGCUUUGCUUUCCAUCCCUGCACUACACACAUCUCCUGUGUGCAUCCCACACCUGAUGGGGCUCCUAUGGAGCAGCCCCGCCUGCCUUCACCCCAAUGACAGAUCCCUAAGUUCAACAUCACCACCUUCAAACAACGGCACAGAAGGAGGGGGGGAGGCUGGGGGCUGCACCCUGGCUCCGUAUUCAAGACAAAGGGAGGAUGGGCUUCGAUGGGUCCUAGAAGAGGGUGAUAGGAUUUAAAAGAGAAACAAAAAAAAAACACAGAAAAAAAAAAAAAGGCGAUUUUUUUACUUGUGUUCCGUAGCGUUUUCUAUGUGCGUGGUCUUUCUUAAUGUCAAACUCCUGUAUUUUUGUGGUUUAUAUGCAGCAGGACUGAGGGCUGUGAGGGCGCACGCUAUUUUGUAAGAUACCCCGAUGCCAGUUUUCCCCAGGAGGAACAAACUGACACACUCACAUUUCCAUUGCCUUGUAGCUGCAUGUACGGUAUGGGGCAGCAAGUGACGAUGAUUAAAGCCAGCUUGAAAACCC